AUGAAGCCCGUUCAACUCUACACUGCUGGCACGCCCAAUGGCCAAAAAGUGUCGAUCAUGCUCGAAGAGAUCAAGGCGCUCAAUCCCUCGUUCGAGUACGAGACGCAUGCCAUCGACAUGAGCAGGAACGAGCAGAAGGAGGAUUGGUUUCUCAAGAUGAACCCGAAUGGCCGUAUUCCCACGCUUCUCGACCCAAACAACACUGCUACGCAUCCCGACGGGUUUCCGGUCAUGGAAUCCAUGGCUAUCCUGCUGUAUCUGGAGAAGAAGUACGACGACAAGCACGUCUUCUCUUGGUCUGACUCGGAUCCCAAGGGUGAAAACUACAGGAACCAGGUUCUGCAGUGGUGCAGCUGGCAGAGCGCAGGCCAGGGUCCUAUGCAGGGCCAAGCGAACCAUUUCCGCAUGCAAGCUACAGGCGACUCGAAGAACGUCGUUCCGUACGGUAUCAAGCGAUACCAUGAUGAGACGGUGCGUCUGUACGAGGUGCUCGAAAACGGCCUGCAAGGACGCGAUUACCUUGUUGGCGAUGCGAAGGGCAAGUACUCUCUCGCCGAUAUCCUCAUCUUUCCCUGGGCUCUAUGGUACCGGUUUGCGGGCAUCCGAAACCAGGAGGUGGGUCCCAACGUCAAAGCCUGGAUUGACAGGAUCAAGGCUCGUCCGGCCGUGCAGAAGGGGUUGGAGGUCCCCUCCAAGUCUGAAUUGUUGAAAAACCUUGAAGACCCCGACUGGAUGCCUGCCAUGCCCGAAAUUUAG
This is a messenger RNA of Mycosarcoma maydis (corn smut), 756 nucleotides long. RefSeq lists its product as uncharacterized. NCBI's taxonomy places the organism in Eukaryota, Fungi, Basidiomycota, Ustilaginomycetes, Ustilaginales. Bases 1 to 756 code for a protein of 251 amino acids. The transcript is spliced from 3 exons. The record is from RefSeq and is a predicted model, not a curated record.